Molecule: messenger RNA, 1181 nt
Organism: Plectropomus leopardus (leopard coralgrouper)
Lineage: Eukaryota; Metazoa; Chordata; Actinopteri; Perciformes; Serranidae
Source: RefSeq, a predicted model, not a curated record
UUCGCAAUUAAUUUUCUGUGAAUCAACUAUUAAAUGUUAAUUCAACUUAUAACUACAUAUUUAAUGCAAAAAUAAUCUGUAGAGUAACUAAAACCGUCAGAUAAAUAAGGUAAAAAGUUCAUUUUUCCCUCUUAAAGUGAAGUAGAAAGUUAAGUACAAGUACCUCAAAUUUAUACCUCCAUACAGUACUUGAGUAAUUGUACUUCCACCACUGCAUGUUUAAAAACCUUUUUAAUGAAUGUCUCUGUCUUUGUCUCUCUCUUAGACUCAAGACAGAUGCAGUCGUCUCCAUCUUGGUCGUACGACCAAUCGUAUCCGUACCUCGGCCAGAUAACCACGCCCACCGUCCAUACAGCCAAUCCCCUUUCGCCUGGUCGAUCUUCGCUCAGCGACCUUUCGUCCCGACUCGCAGGUCCCGACCUCACGGCCUUUGGCGACCCCAGGAUGACCUUGGAACGACCUUUCACCUCCCUUCCCUCCUUACCUGACUCCCGUUUCUCCGACCCCCGGGUCCAUUACCCUCCCACAGCGGCUGCCUUCACCUACACCCCCUCACACAACGCCGUCUCCAACGGCGCCCUUGGCAUCACUAUGGCAACAGCCAUGGCAACCACUCCGGCAGGGAGGUACCACACCUACCUGCCUCCUCCUUACCCAGCGAACACCCCCCAUCAGUCUCAGAACGGGCCCUUCCAGUCCUCCUCGUCGCCGUAUCACCUGUACUAUUCCACCACCGCCGGCUCAUACCAGUUCUCCAUGAUGGCCGGCGGAGGAGGCAGCAGUGACUCACGUUCGCCGCCGAGGAUCCUGCCGCCAUGCACCAACGCCUCCACAGGCUCCGCCCUUCUGCACCCGUCUUUGCCAAAUCAGAAUGAAGUGGUGGGCGUGGAGGUGGAGUCCAGCCACAGCAGCUCUCCGACUAACAUGGCAGCUGCCGAAGCCGUGUGGAGACCAUACUGAAUCAACAGAGGCAUGCCAGUCAUGUGACCACAGACAUCACGAGACACAGUAAAACAACCAGAUCCGAAAUAAGAAGAGGCACAAGUUAUGUCAAAGGUCACGUGUUAACAUACAGAUAAUGCUCAUACCAAAAAGCAGUUAAAUCUCAGUUAAACUAGUUCUGCUGUUCUGUAUUUUUUACAUAAAUUCCAUGAAAAGACCCCAAAAAUAAAACUAUUUUA